GCACGUGGCACCUCCAGCACGGCCCAGCAGGCGCGAGGCUUCAUCCGUCACCCGUCCCUGCGAGGAGAGGGAGGUGGAUCCUCUGCCCAAUCCUCCCACCCGCUGCAGCCCAUUGCCAGCGAGUCCCCAUCCCCGGGGCUUUACUCCUUUAAUGAGAGAAAGUUUCCCAGAGCUGCUGCCUCUGGAGAUGGGGGUUUGCAGCCUCGUCUGGAGUGUAGGAGGAAAAAAUGGGCAGGAAAAAGAUACAGAUCAGCCGAAUACUGGAUCAGCGGAACCGGCAGGUGACCUUCACCAAACGGAAAUUUGGGCUGAUGAAGAAGGCGUACGAGCUGAGCGUCCUGUGCGACUGCGAGAUCGCCCUCAUCAUCUUCAACAGCACCAACCGCCUCUUCCAGUACGCCAGCACCGACAUGGACAAAGUGCUGCUCAAGUACACCGAGUACAGCGAACCCCACGAGAGCCGCACCAACUCCGACAUCCUCGAGACGCUGAAGCGCAAGGGGCUGGGGCUGGAGAGCCAUGAGCUGGAGCUGGACGAGGGGCCGGAUCCUGGGGAGAAGGUGCGAAGGCUGAGCGAGGGGAUGGACCUGUCGGUGGCACGACCCAGGUUUUGUAGCCUGGCACCGCUGUCGGAGUCAGCCUACGGCAGCGCCACGGCAGCUGCCGACGCGUCCCUGGGCAGCACCAGCGGUUCCCCACCGGGCCAGGGGCGCCUGCCCGCCUUCAAACCUGCGGCGCCGAAGCCAUCGGGACGCUCGCCAGGACCACUGCCCCCAGGUAUCGGCUACCCCCUCUUCCCCACCGGCAGCCUGAGCAGAGCCUUGGCCACCAAGACUCCCCCACCGCUGUACCUCGGGGCAGAGGGUCGGCGCGGCGAAGCCCACGGCAGCUUGGUGAGCAGCCGGAGCGGCGGCAGCUCGGCGCGGCCGCUGUACCCCACUCUGCAGACCCUCAGCCCCGUGCUCAGCCCGGGCAGCUCCAGCGUCCCGAGCCACAGCCUCGCCGCGUUCCCCUUCCUCGCCCCAGCCCAAGCGGAGUUUGGGGCUGGCGAGGCCCCACAGCCCCCCGGCUUCCUGCAGCCGAGCCCCACGGCGUGGCAGCACCCACGGGACAUGGCAGCGCUGGGGGUCAGCAGCCGGAUCGUCCCCACCGAAGAGCCAGCCGUGACCCCUGGCACCGCUCCACAGCCCCAAGCCAUCAGCAUCAAGUCCGAGCGGGUCUCCCCGGGGCUGGGCUGCCCCUCGGGCACCCCCCAGCCCCCCCUGGCCAGCCUGGCCUCCCUGAGCGAAGCCUCCCGAGGCCCCGGCGACCUCCAGCCGCGGGAUGACUACGCCAAGGGGUACCCCUACCCCCUGGGACCCCCCCGGCCGCUGGCAGAGGAGCAGCGAGCGCCCGUGCCCCCGCGGCGGGCGCAGGCCGUGGACACUUGGCAGAGAUAGCGAGGCUGAGGGGGUGCAGGGCGGGGGGGGCUGAGCCUGGGGGAGCCGCCCCCCCGCUUCACCCCCAUCCUCAGACCCCUGUAAACCCCCCCUCCCCGUGCCCUUUGCGAUGCUGCCGGAGGGGUCGGCGAUGCUGCAGCGCUUCCCAUGGGGUCCCCC
This is a messenger RNA of Cuculus canorus (common cuckoo), 1598 nucleotides long. It is a transcript of the gene MEF2B, whose product is annotated as myocyte enhancer factor 2B. Gene Ontology annotation, biological process: positive regulation of transcription by RNA polymerase II. Lineage: Eukaryota; Metazoa; Chordata; Aves; Cuculiformes; Cuculidae. The coding region runs from base 228 to 1439 and encodes 403 amino acids. Gene Ontology annotation, molecular function: DNA-binding transcription factor activity, RNA polymerase II-specific; RNA polymerase II cis-regulatory region sequence-specific DNA binding; protein dimerization activity. The record is from RefSeq and is a predicted model, not a curated record. The transcript is spliced from 9 exons.